Candidozyma haemuli is the source of this 765-nucleotide messenger RNA. RefSeq lists its product as uncharacterized. Lineage: Eukaryota; Fungi; Ascomycota; Pichiomycetes; Serinales; Metschnikowiaceae. Bases 1 to 765 code for a protein of 254 amino acids. The transcript has a single exon. The record is from RefSeq and is a predicted model, not a curated record.
AUGUCUUCUUAUGAAAAGGUCCCUACUGGAGCUCAAACUCCAGCUAUUGGCGCCGACGAAGAAGCAUCUUUUGGUAUGUAUAACCCACCCAAGAAGGCUAACGUUUACUGUCUUCCAGAGCACUCUUGGUCAAUCUAUGAGGAGAGUCAAGCCAAAGAAGCAUCCGUGGAUCACUACCGUUAUUGGAAAAGAAUAUUUUCCGUCUGCUCUAUAAUAAUCCUCUUCGGCGGCUUAAUUAACCAUUUCCGGAUCUCACUGCUUAGGUCCAGUUUGCAAGCCGAGUUCACCACCUUCAAGGAACUGACGGUGCCCCAGUAUUGUUUCGAAGCUGGUGUCGAUGGCGCUACCUGUUAUGAAGAGUUGACUAAAGCCCAGAGCUUUGUGGAAGCUGUUGUUUGCGAAGUGAUGAACGAUGGAUACUACUUCGGCCGUGAACUUUGCAACACUGUUCACGUUCAGCUUGACUGUUGGGUGCAAGUGGCCAUGAAUGGAUACAAUGCUGAUAGCACCAGGGAAAGACCAGAUGUCAAUCCAGCUGGCUGGAGGGAAAGAACUCCAGCCUUUUUGGUCCAUUUCUAUCAAGCUGUGAUUUUAAAUGAGAAACUAAUUUAUCAUAGGUUCAUCAGGAAAUUACUCAUGGUGGUCUCCUUGGCUUGUACCUUUUGCAGUUUUGUAUUGGCCAUACUUUUCAUCGUUCAAUUUGUCAAGGAAAUAAACCAUGUGUCGCUGUGCAAACAAGAGGACCAGGAGCCUGAUCAGCGGUGA